Megalopta genalis is the source of this 1802-nucleotide messenger RNA. Its product is annotated as NADH-cytochrome b5 reductase 3. Gene Ontology annotation, cellular component: mitochondrion. Gene Ontology annotation, molecular function: oxidoreductase activity; FAD binding. The record is from RefSeq and is a predicted model, not a curated record. NCBI's taxonomy places the organism in Eukaryota, Metazoa, Arthropoda, Insecta, Hymenoptera, Halictidae.
AUGAAUACAUUUAUUGGACAUACGUAAUACUGCCGGUAAUACAUAUAGCUAUAAAUACUCUGGUAUAGUAGAACUGUUCCCGGAUCAGGGAAAGUAAGAUCUAUUUUAAAGGGUAGUGUCUUCUGACUGACCCCAUGUAGAAACCGGUGAUUUCUCGAGAGGUGCACAUAAAAAUUGCUUGUCAGCCGGUAAUCAGCCGAAAAUCAUUAAUACAAGUUGUCUGAAUUAACAGUGUACAUUCGGGAGUGUUGCUAACUAGAUCUUUACACGUAUUUCUUUUUUCCGUAUACCCACUCUUCCAUCGUACGAUUGCGACCUUAGCCUCAUUGUCAGCAUUAUUUCACGGAUAUCCUAGACACGUGCUAUUUAAUUAACGAUGCCAAACAUACGAAUGCUGGUGCUGCCAGCACUAGCUGCUAUAGGAACCAUAGUUGCUAUAGGACUAGCAGUGAAAUUCUACAAAUGUUGGAGUGAUGAUAAGAAGAAGAAAUCCCCUAUUUUACUGGUUGAUCCAGUUGUUAAAUAUAGCCUGCCAUUAAUUGAGAAAGAAAUACUUAGUCAUGAUACAAGAAAGUUUAGAUUUGCGUUGCCAACACCAGACCAUAUUCUAGGAUUACCAGUUGGCCAACAUAUACAUUUAACAGCAAAAAUCGAUGGAGAAGUUGUUAUACGUUCUUAUACACCAGUCUCCAGUGAUGAUGAUCAUGGUUUUGUCGAUCUUGUGAUCAAAGUAUACUUUAAAAAUGUACAUCCGAAAUUCCCCGAAGGAGGAAAACUGUCACAGUUCUUAGAAAACUUGAAAACUGGGGAGACAGUAGAUUUUAGAGGACCAUCUGGUAGACUUGUCUAUAAGGGUCAUGGAAAGUUUUCCAUAAAAAUUCUAAGGAAGGACCCAGCUGCAGAUUACAGUGCUAAAAAGAUUGUAAUGUUAGCUGGUGGUACAGGAAUCACACCAAUGCUGCAAUUAGUUCGCGCUAUAGUGAAAGACCCCACAGAUGAAACUGAGUGUUCCUUACUUUUUGCAAAUCAAACCGAGAAAGACAUAUUGUUGCGAGAUGAAUUAGACGAGGUUGCAAGGGAUUAUCCAAAAAAGUUCAAGGUUUGGUAUACACUGGAUACCAGUGGUGAAAAUUGGGCCUAUAGUACAGGGCAUAUAAAUGCAGAAAUGAUAGAAAAACACAUGUUUCCGCCAUCGCCUGAUACUCUUGUACUUAUGUGCGGCCCACCACCAAUGAUUAAUUUUGCUUGUAAUCCGAACCUCGACAAACUUGGAUACGAUCCAAAAUUGCGAUUUGCUUAUUAAGAGCACCAUAUCGUUAUUUCGUUGCACUGAAAUGUAAACUGCAUCCAGCUUAUUAGGCUGUUUUUUUGUUGUACAAUAUGUCUAAAAGCAUUUAAGGACAAUGCAUUUUUCCGUUUUAUUAUAAAUCAUUAUAUAAACCACUUGAAAACAUCUAUGUGCCUAAUCGAUAGUAUAAUUUUGCACAUGAAAAUGUUCAUAACAGUAUUUAGUUGAACAAUUAAAUUCAUUUCAAUUAUUUUUUAUUUAGACUUUAUGUCAUUAAUAAUAUUUAGUUGUCCGCAGGAAAAGAAAAAUGUGUUACAGAUUAAAGACAGUAAUUUUUAGAUUUUGUAAUUCCAUAUUUUCUACAAAUGCAAUUUUUAAGAAUUUUUGAUUAAACAUUUUUCAUUUUUUAUAAGAUACAUCACCAGUGCAAAGGUUAGUGAAAAAUGCUGUGUAGGUUAAAGCAUUUAAUGAUGUUAAACCUAUUGUAUUGUUAUAAAAAAAUGAUGAUGCCAAA